Messenger RNA from Arachis stenosperma, 1026 nucleotides. RefSeq names its product pollen-specific leucine-rich repeat extensin-like protein 1. Bases 1 to 1026 code for a protein of 341 amino acids. The transcript has a single exon. The record is from RefSeq and is a predicted model, not a curated record. NCBI's taxonomy places the organism in Eukaryota, Viridiplantae, Streptophyta, Magnoliopsida, Fabales, Fabaceae.
AUGGUUGAGUGUUGGUGGCUUGUUCCUGGUAGACCUAUGAAGAGUGGACUGCGAGCACUAAGUCAUGACAAAGAGUUAAUAGAAAUGUGCUUCUAUGCAAAGAACAAUGGGGGAAUAGUGCACAUAUACUAUGAGCAUGGAGUUUCCCAACCCCUGGUAGAGGAAGAAGCACCUGAAUUGAUGGAGCUAACACCCAAUGGCACUGGUGCAGAAAACGUUGUCAAAGAGACCACACCUAGCCCAAAGAAUGAUACACCAACCAUUCCAUCCCAUAUCAAAUCAUCCAUCAACAGCACAAGUGAAGGCCCUUCCAAAGAGGCAUCCAAGUCCCUACCAGCAUCUGCUUCCAUCCCCCUGGUGAAGGAGAAACCCAAACCAAAACCCGCACCUAAACCCACACCUAAGCCCAAGCCAGCAUCUAUGGAGAAAACUAAGCCUACACCUAAGCCUAAACCUACACCUAAGCCCAUACACAAACCAACACCCAAAUCAGCAUCCAAGCCCAAUCCAACACCCAAAUCAGCCCGCAAAUCUAAAGCCACUUCACCCAAAUCAAUUCAUACUGCAACUAGAUCCUCUGCUAGACUAAAAGGAAGAGUAGUGGGACAAAAACAAGAUACUGGCAGCAAGAAAAUCUAUAUAAGCCUCGAUGACAACAAUGACAGUGACAGUGAUUCACAUGACUCGUACGAAUCUGCAGAAGACAGCCUAUACAAGCCUGGACCACAAGACAGUUCUACUGAAUCAGAUAUUGAAGGUGGUCUUUCGGCAGCUAGGUUGAGGGAAUUUAAGUUGAAGCAUGCUCCAGGUGCUGCCUGGAAGAAGGGCAAGGAGAAAAUAGUAGAAGAAGAUGACGGUUUGGUUGUGGAGAAUUCCGAUGAAGAAGUAGAUUGGGCACAAGUGCUGGGCAACAGAGAAAACAACCAAGAAUUUUAUGAUGCAUAUGAUCCAAUUCACGAUGAUUCUGAUGGAAACGAUUCUUGGAAGUCUGAAGAAUUGAAAACCCCCCCAAACUCAGAUGAGUAG